AUGAUCUCCAUCCAGGACUGCCGCAUCCUGUCCAUCCAGAGCCACGUGGUGUCUGGCUACGUGGGCAACAAGUGCAUCACCUUCCCGCUCCAGAUCCUCGGCUUCGACGUGGACACUCUGGACACCGUCCAGUUCUCCAACCACACGGGCUACCCGGUCUGGAAGGGCCAGAUAGCAGACACCGAAGACCUGGACGCCAUCUUGGCCAACCUGGACACGAGCGUGUACACGCACGUCAUGACAGGGUACGUGCCGUCGCUGAGCGUUCUCGAGCGCAUCCGGGACCUCGUUAUCGAGAUGAAGAGGGCCAACCCGGAGCUGGUGUACAUCUGCGACCCUGUGAUGGGUGACUGCAGCUUCCUGUACGUGCCCGCAGACCUGGUGAAUGUUUACAAGAACGACCUGGUACCCAUCGCCGACAUCGUGACGCCUAACCAGUUCGAGAGCGAGCUGCUGACGGGAGUGACCAUCAAGGAUGAAAACUUGGCCCUGGACGCCAUGGAAGCCAUGCACGUCAUGGGCGCCACGUCGGUUGUCAUCACGUCCACGACGGUGGACGGUAACACGGGCUCUCUUGUGGUUUUCGCCAGCAAGAGGACCGGAGACCGGAUGACGUCGCUGAGGGUGGAGGUGCCCCGGAUCGACGCCCAGUUCAGCGGUACCGGGGACCUCUUUGCAGCGGUCCUGGUAGGCUGGAUGACCAAGUCGAACAACAACCUGCGCGUAUCCGUCGAGAAGACGGUGUCCACGAUCCAGGCGGUGCUCAAGAAGACCUUCCGCCACGCGCAGAACAUGCACGUCGAGCCCGAGCUCAAGUACCGGAGUCACGAACUCGAGCUGAGGCUGGUGCAGAGCAAGGACGAGAUUGAGGAGCCGCCACAGAACUUCAAGUCCGUCGCGCUCACCUGA
Ixodes scapularis (black-legged tick) is the source of this 909-nucleotide messenger RNA. Its product is annotated as pyridoxal kinase. NCBI's taxonomy places the organism in Eukaryota, Metazoa, Arthropoda, Arachnida, Ixodida, Ixodidae. Gene Ontology annotation, molecular function: pyridoxal kinase activity. The record is from RefSeq and is a predicted model, not a curated record. Gene Ontology annotation, cellular component: cytosol. The coding region runs from base 1 to 909 and encodes 302 amino acids. Gene Ontology annotation, biological process: pyridoxal 5'-phosphate salvage. The transcript has a single exon.